AUGGUUCGAGAUAAUGAAAUAUCGAGUUAUCCGGCGUUAGAGCUACCGGGAGCUAACCGUAUAUCAAAUUUGAAAAUGUUUUUACUUUAUAGUUUCAAGAAUGUGUUUAGUGCAGCAGACCAUCCUAGACAAAAUCAAAGACGGUCAAGUAUGCCAGCCUCAUCUGAGUUGUCGAGUUUACAUCGAACAACUAGUCACAAGAACUUGCCACAUUUAGACGUGGUUGAUCGAGUCAAAAGUACACCGUUUCAUUUCUCACCGAAAUGUUGCCAACCUGACAAACACUUACACAGUUGUCACAGCCAUUGCACUUUGCCACAUUUGCCGGGAACAUCAAGACGACGGGCAAGUCUACCUCCCAAAUUGACCUCAUAUCUAAAGCCAGUAAAGGAAAAUAGACGCAAAAGCUACCCUAUUGAGGCGACGGAACAGAAAGAGCGAGAACUGCAUCGUUGUAAAGCGUUACACAGAACGAACAUAACAUUCGCAGACAUCGCCAGCGAGCUUCGAAAUAUUAGCAAUGAAUAUCGCCAACAAGACGUAAAACAAGUGAAGUCUGUACCCACCGUAUUCCCAAUCACGGCACGAAAGGAUGUGAGUUGCGAUUUCAUUGAUCGCCAACCAAGUAAAUCGUUUCAUUGCGCUAACUCGAGUGUUUUAAUGGUACAUAACAUCGAUUCUCACAGUUCUGGUUACUCGACAUCACACAGUGAUACGUCUCACCAAACACGUUCUCUUGCUAGGAUUGGAGAACAUUCUGUCGCCUAAUUUAGCGCCUGUAACUUUUAUUUUUGCUAAUAAUUAUUUUGUGUUAAACAUAAUAUUUUAUUAUAUAUUAUUAUUUUGUAUAUCAAGUAAAUAAAAG
Molecule: messenger RNA, 865 nt
Organism: Hydractinia symbiolongicarpus
Lineage: Eukaryota; Metazoa; Cnidaria; Hydrozoa; Anthoathecata; Hydractiniidae
Exons: 2
Coding region: 1-768 (255 amino acids)
Source: RefSeq, a predicted model, not a curated record